AUGCCCGAAGAAUCUCGGAAAUCAUCUAUUGAGGGCAUCGCCCAACCAGAGGCUCUGCUACGCUCUGCAUGCACCGAGUGCCAUCGUCGAAAGCAGAAAUGCAAUCGCCAAUGGCCAUGCAACAAUUGCCAGAAGCGCAAGGUCGCUGAUCAGUGUCGUUUCAGGGAUGACUCCAAGGUCACCUCAGGUGAGGAUGCCUGGGCUGCUUCCCUGGAAGUUAAGCGGAAGCGCGACAUGCAUGGCGAUGAAGAGGAGAGCGACGACGAUGAUGUUGGUGACGUUUUAGAAGCGAUUGGCUACAGUCGUCUUCAUAUGUUGACGAAUCUUGAUCAAGAAACAGGAAGUACUAAACCUUCUGAUCAAUACUAUCUCGAUCCAAAAGACAGCGCUCAGCUCCAGCGCGCACUAGAUGUGUUGCCGCCAAGACACAUCGUUGACACUCUAAUCCAAGGCUUUCUCGAUGUCGUCAACUUUUACUACUACAUCGUCUACCCACCACACUUCAGCAAAGAGUACGCUCGCUGGUGGGAUGAUUACAGCAAAGGCCGACCAUGUGGUGUUCAAUGGACAUGUUUGCUUCUCAUGGUCUGUGCAUGCUCAGUCCAGCAUGUCGAUAGCCAGACGGGUAGCAGAAUCGAGAGCGAGCUUGACGCAUCUGUCAAAGAUUUGACCCAGAAAUAUCACGAUGCUGCUAGAGAGCUCCACAGCGCUAUCCCUGUGGGAUAUGGCCAUGUCUACACGGUCCAGUACCUACUGCAUUCGUGUUAUUGGUUCAAAGCCGAGGCACGGUUUGCAGAGUGCUGGCAGGUUCUUGGCGCUGUAGUCCGAGAGGCACAGAUGAUCAAUCUUCACAAGAAACCCGUAGACCAGUUACCAGGCUUCGAGCUCGAAAUGAAGAGACGACUAUGGUGCAUUGUGGAUUCCUGGGACUGGCUGGUUUCUUCACUUCUAGCACGACCAAUGCUCAUCGACCGCACCGAAUGCGACGUUGGUCUGCCUAGCCUUGCACUGGAAGACUAUCCCGCUUCACCCAUGUUGCAUCUCAAGCUACAGUCUGAACUUGUCAGCCUGAUCUUCAAACGCUUCGGUGGACCCAAGCUUCUUUCUGAUCCUGCCGACAUCAGGGAUUACCAAACAAUUCUUGAGGAUUUCAUGAAGACGUUCCCACCCGAGUAUGCACUUGAUCAUCCCAACACGCCGACCAACGAGGAUCUACCAUGGAUCGCUCUUCACCGUCACUACAUGCACACCUGCACUCUCUCUAUUGCCCUCGGCCCUUUUAGAGCAUUCAUGGCCAAGUCUAUGAAGCAAUCAACGGCGUCUGCUGUCGAUCUCGAGUUUCGACUGACAGGUAUCGACUAUGCCCUUCGUCUGAUAGAAGCAGUCCAUCGGUUCUUUGAGUACGUGUGGACCAGAGACACCACCUUCCAUUUCGUCCCGUUUUGCAUCUUUGACACGGCUGCUCUUCUGUGCUCGGUCAUCAUCCACGCGGAAGACGGCCAUGUGCCGCGUCGCCAAGAAGUAGCCGGCGCUAUCGCCAGAGCAUACAGUACUCUGAAGAAGCUACGAACUGCCACCAACACAGCCAAAGCUCCCUACGAUGUUUUGCGAAGGUUGAUUAAGAAGUUGCCGUCGUCAUCUGGGAUGCAGGCGGCUGAAGCUCACAAGAGGCGACGGUUCGAUACUCCACCUGGCGGCCAAGGUUCGAUGCCUGUCGUAGUACCUAUGCCAGAACCAAUUAUGGAUGCAGACCUCAUUGCGCUGGCACCGAUGCCUAUCCCACUCCCUGAGCUACCUCUGGUCCAGGCCCAGUACGAGCCCUGCAUCGACCCUAUCCCAGUGGCUCCUGAGAGAAUUCAGACGGGAGGACAGUCAUACGUGUCGUAUCCUCUUCACGACGGGACAGAUCUGGGAUUUCAACAAUACACUUACACAGACCCGUCACAAAUUCAAGAGAUUGCCACCAUGCCAUCUUGGCCUGUGGAUAUCAACAACAGAUCCCAUAUGCAGAAUCUCGCAGUUGGAUCUCCUGAAAUUGACAUGGGUUUCCAGCAGCUCUCUGAUGCUGAACUGGGAGAUCUUGCAAUGUUGUGGAAUUGGGAGAGUCUGGAUCUUGGCUAUACCUCGAAUCCUAUCUAUCAGCAAAUGUGA
Fusarium pseudograminearum CS3096 is the source of this 2151-nucleotide messenger RNA. RefSeq lists its product as uncharacterized. Gene Ontology annotation, molecular function: zinc ion binding; DNA binding; DNA-binding transcription factor activity, RNA polymerase II-specific. The transcript is spliced from 5 exons. Bases 1 to 2151 code for a protein of 716 amino acids. The record is from RefSeq and is a predicted model, not a curated record. Lineage: Eukaryota; Fungi; Ascomycota; Sordariomycetes; Hypocreales; Nectriaceae. Gene Ontology annotation, biological process: DNA-templated transcription; regulation of DNA-templated transcription. Gene Ontology annotation, cellular component: nucleus.